Hyalella azteca is the source of this 712-nucleotide messenger RNA. RefSeq lists its product as uncharacterized. The coding region runs from base 90 to 608 and encodes 172 amino acids. The transcript is spliced from 6 exons. The record is from RefSeq and is a predicted model, not a curated record. Lineage: Eukaryota; Metazoa; Arthropoda; Malacostraca; Amphipoda; Hyalellidae.
UAUCGUACCAAGUCACAAGACUUCUAGCAGCCUUUCGUUCACGAAGCGUUUUGCAUUAGCCUCUUGCUGAAGCCUUUACGACUACCAACAUGAUGAAAUCUGUCGGUUUUGUCCUUCUUCUCAUCGCAACCUUUGCCUACUCCAGUGUUGAAAAUACCAUUGGGUGCAAAGAGGCCAUAGUCACCAUGUUGAAGAACGCAGACCUGAAAACUGCCCAGCUCACCUGCAAGGCGGAUCCACUGGGACUUGCAGCCUUGACUGCCCUCAAAGGUAAUCCUGACUGCAAAGACUACCACCUCACUAACGGCAAACGCCAGUGCGAAGUUCUCGCAGCUCCCUUCAUGAAAUGUGUAGCGGGAAAACUUGGUUAUUUGAGGGCAAAUGGUACCAUCGCCAACAAUUUGAUCUUAGCCCUGUACAAGGCUAGCGCCACCAGCAGGCCUGCCUGCGACGUUUCUCGGUUCAACUUCGGUGUGAAAAAAUGCGGCACUGAAAUCGACAACUACGCAUUCCUAAAGAAGGCCGUAUGCAUCGGCGAGACGGCAGACCAUGCACAACCGAGUGGAAUGAACAGCGUUCCAGGUUGCCGCUUUUGUCCAGGACAAUAGAAGGUGGACAAUAAUAAUUAGGUUGAAAAAGUUUCUGUACACUUCAACGAUGGAAAUUUUAGACAGCUUGGGCGAAAUAAUUUACAAUACAUUAUCUGCAUGAA